AUGUCUAUCUCCAAGAUUACUGGUCUCCUGCUUAGCUCGGCCGCCAUGGUCGCUGGUCACGGUUACGUGUCCGGUGCUGUUGUUGAUGGCACUUACCACGGUGGCUACCAGGUGAACAGCUACAGCUACAUGUCGGAGGUGCCCGAGAACAUUGGAUGGGCUGAGAAGGCCACUGACCUCGGCUUCGUCGACGGCAGCAGCUACGAUAGCCCCGACAUUAUUUGCCACAAGGAGGCCACCCCUGGUGCGAUCUCCGCUGAGGUCAAGGCCGGUGGUAAGGUCGAGCUGCAGUGGACCGAGUGGCCCGAGAGCCACCACGGCCCGGUCAUCACCUACAUGGCCAACUGCAAUGGCGACUGCUCCAAGGCCGACAAGGCCACCCUCAAGUUCUUCAAGAUCGCCGAGGCCGGUCUGAUCGACGGCAGCAACGUCCCCGGCAAGUGGGCAACUGACGAGCUCAUUGCCAACAACAACAGCGCCACUGUCACCAUCCCCAGCGCCAUCGCCGCUGGCAACUACGUUCUCCGUCACGAGAUCAUCGGCCUGCACUCUGCCGGCGAGACAAACGGUGCCCAGAACUACCCCCAGUGUCUCAACCUGAAGGUCACCGGCGGCGGCAAGGACGCUCCUGAGGGCGUCCUCGGCACAGCCCUCUACAAGGCCGCCGACCCCGGCAUCAAGGUCAGCAUCUACACCGCGAUGGACGACUACAAGAUCCCCGGUCCCGCUCUGUACACCGGCGCCGCCUCCGGCUCUUCAUCCGGCUCCGAGACCACUGCCCCCGCCACCACUGCCGCGCCUACUGCUGCCUCAACCGUGAGUGCCUCUCCUAUCCAGAGCUCCUCUUCGCGCCACGUCACCCGCACCCGCACUGCCCGUCCCACCUCCAGCCCCAGCGGCACCCCCACUCCCUCAUCUGUUCCCACGUCUGCUGCCUCAACCUCCACCUCUAGUGAGCCUGGUUCCGAGUCCGUCGAGGCUCCUUCCAGCGCCACUGAGACUGCCACUUCCAUUGCUUCUUCUGCUCCUCAGGUUACUGACGAGCCCGAUACACAGACCGCCAGCGCCCCCGCCGACAGCGUCUCCCUCACUUCCACCGCCAGCGCCCAGUCUGCCCAGAGCACCACCCCCGUCUCCGAUGGUGAUGACUCCGAGUCCAGUGGCAGCACCACUUCUACCGCUGGCGCUGCCGCUAGCUCCGGCGCCAGCUCCGACUCCGGCUCCGGCGACUACUCCUCAUACCUCAGCUCCCUGAGCGCCGAGAAGCUCCUCGAGGCUAUCCGCUCCACCCUGAAGUGGCUUGUCUCUGACAGCAAGGUGCACGCCCGUGCCCUGGCUCACUGA
This is a messenger RNA of Penicillium verrucosum, 1344 nucleotides long. Its product is annotated as AA9 family lytic polysaccharide monooxygenase. Lineage: Eukaryota; Fungi; Ascomycota; Eurotiomycetes; Eurotiales; Aspergillaceae. The coding region runs from base 1 to 1344 and encodes 447 amino acids. The transcript has a single exon. The record is from RefSeq and is a predicted model, not a curated record.